AUGAUUAAUUACUUAACGCUUUCUAAGAAACGAGAGAUUACAAUACUACUGUUGGGCCAGUCGGGUGUGGGAAAGUCUACAUUUAUAAAUGCCCUGGUCAAUUAUUUAUCAUUUGAAAAUAUGGAUGAGGCAAAUGGACAACCAAUAUGUUUAAUACCCGUGAGCUUUACGAUAGCGGACCCAAUGACAGUCAGACCAGUGAGUGUAGCACUCGGUGACCAGGAUUUUGAUGAGAACACUGAAGACCCGACUAAAUCGGCCACAAAAAUACCCAAAUGUUAUAAAUUUCAAAACGACAAUAUUGUGCUCAAUAUAAUCGAUACGCCGGGAGUUGCGGACACGGCUGGUGUGGACAAAGAUCAGACACAUAUGCAAAAUAUAUUGGACUUUAUAAGCAAUUAUCGGGAAAUCAAUGCCUUUUGUGUGCUUUUAAAGCCAAACGAUGCGAAAGUUGACGUAGUGUUUAAGUAUUGUAUGUUUCAAUUGUUCACUCAUUUGAAUAAAAGCGCCGCAAAUAAUAUACUAUUCUUAUUCACAAACUCCCGGAGCACUCACUACUUGCCCGGGGAUUCCGGACCCGCUUUGAUCAGCCUUUUAGACCAAAUAAGAGAAAGACCACCAAAUGUUGACAUCAUUUAUAAUAAGAAGACUACUUAUUGUUUCGAUUCCGAGUCCUUUCGAUAUCUCGUGGCUUCGGUUCCGCCAAAUAAUAUACAGUUUGACCCGAAAUAUAAGUCUAGUUAUGUUGAAAGUUGGGACAGGGUGGAGAUUAAUCAACUAUACAAAAGUAAACUCGAAUAUCUCGAA
Molecule: messenger RNA, 807 nt
Organism: Medioppia subpectinata
Lineage: Eukaryota; Metazoa; Arthropoda; Arachnida; Sarcoptiformes; Oppiidae
Source: the annotation of a GenBank genome assembly